AUGUGUGUGAUGUAAGGCAUCCCUUCAGACAGCAUUUUCACCAAAUCAUGAAUAUAACUAAACAAAAUAUCUAGGUGAAUCUUAGUGCUCUCCAACCAGAUAGCUAAGCUAGCUAAACUCCCAAAACAAAGCACAAGCUGCUAGCUACUUCACAUUCAUAUUAUAAUUACAUCACAAUCUUACUUCAAACUCCAUCCUCCUUCAAAACUCAUCAGACAUGUCUCACCUUAACUUCCUCCUCCUCCUUCAGUUUUCUCUGUUCUUCAUCAACCAUGUCCAAGCCCUCACUUCCCCUUCAGACAUCUCAGCUCUCAAGGCCUUCAAAGCCUCAAUCAAACCCUCCUCCAUUCCCUCCUGGUCUUGCCUAGCCUCAUGGGACUUCACCUCCGACCCAUGCACCCUCCCCCACCGAAUCCACUUCACCUGCGGCGUCACCUGCUCACCGGACUCCACCCGUGUCACCCAGAUCACUCUCGACCCCGCCGGCUACUCCGGCACCCUCACCCCUCAAAUUUCUCAGCUCACCCAUCUAUCCACUCUCGACCUCUCCGAAAACUCCUUCUUCGGCCCAAUCCCAUCCUCCAUUUCCUCCCUCUCUUACCUCCAAAUCCUGACCCUCCGAUCCAACUCCUUCUCCGGCUCUCUCACUCCCUCCAUCACCAAGCUCAAGUCUUUAGAAUCUCUAGACAUUUCCCACAAUUUCCUAACAGGGUUCCUCCCAAACUCCAUGGCUUCUUUAUCCAACUUAAGAAGACUCGAUCUCAGCUUCAACAAGAUCACCGGAUCACUCCCCAGACUCCCACCAAAGCUCUUAGAACUCGCUCUCAAAAGCAACUCGCUAUCCGGGCCCUUGUCGAAAUCGUCCUUCGACGGAUUGUCUCAGCUGGAGGUGGUCGAGCUCAGCCAGAACUCGUUCUCCGGUACAUUACAGUCAUGGUUCUUCCUCAUCCCUUCCCUCCAACAAGUCGACCUAGCCAAUAACAGCCUGACAGGUGUCGACAUCGCCAGGCCUGGCUCCGGCAGAGGCGGCGAGCUCGUGGCGGUCGACUUAAGCUUCAACAGAAUCGAAGGCUACGCGCCCGCGAACUUCGCGGCAUUUCCGAGGCUGUCGUCGCUGUCGGUUCGUUACAACAGGCUACGUGGCAAGAUCCCAGUAGAGUACGGGAAGAACAAGUCGUUGAAGCGGUUGUACUUAGAUGGUAACUUUCUGAACGGGCAACCACCGCCGGCGUUGUUAACCGGAAGUUCGGGAAUCUCCGGCAGCUUGGGGGAUAAUUGUCUACAGGGGUGUCCAUCUUCAGCGAAGCUGUGCCUUCCGUCGCAGAAAUCAAACGCGAUAUGCAAGCAGGCCUAUGGUGGAGGAAGAGGAAGACCGAGGUCUUGAAACGUCGGAUUUGUCGGUCAAAUUAUUACUAUUUUUUGUUUCUCAAGUUUAUUUUGUUAAAAAAUGUAGUCCUAAUAAAACAAAAUGUAUGAUGCUUAUUAUUAAGCAAUUUGUAAUAUAAGUUAUACAUUAGAGAUUAAGGAUUGUUGGGUUGGUCUCAUUCUCAUAAUGUAGUGAUGAAACCUAGAAGUGGUUACACCUCAAUUAUUGGUGAUUGUACAUUUGUAUAUGACCAUAAUAUUAGGUGGUCCGGAUGUUAAUGGAGAUGGGGUAGCUAUGUCACUUUGUCAAUUUAUAAACUA
Molecule: messenger RNA, 1686 nt
Organism: Fragaria vesca subsp. vesca
Lineage: Eukaryota; Viridiplantae; Streptophyta; Magnoliopsida; Rosales; Rosaceae
Product: probable LRR receptor-like serine/threonine-protein kinase At4g36180-like
Exons: 1
Coding region: 218-1384 (388 amino acids)
Molecular function (GO): protein binding
Source: RefSeq, a predicted model, not a curated record